GGAAGUAUGUUAGAUUUAAGCAUUGGUAUACAGCCAUUUUAUUACACUUAUACAAUACCAUACCAUAUGUUUUGCAAGAGUUAUACCAUACUGAAUGUCCCUAUACUCCAAUUAGAUAUAUAUUAUGACAAUUAUCAAUUUGUUCACAUGGUUGUUGCAAAG
Entrophospora candida is the source of this 162-nucleotide messenger RNA. The record is from the annotation of a GenBank genome assembly. Lineage: Eukaryota; Fungi; Glomeromycota; Glomeromycetes; Entrophosporales; Entrophosporaceae.